Triticum urartu is the source of this 585-nucleotide messenger RNA. The record is from RefSeq and is a predicted model, not a curated record. NCBI's taxonomy places the organism in Eukaryota, Viridiplantae, Streptophyta, Magnoliopsida, Poales, Poaceae.
ACCCAAUCACAGCCGUCCAUCUCCCAUCGAUCCAAUGCUCCAUACUCCAUGUCCCCGUUCCCCUCGCCGCGCGCCUUCUCACCCCAAAAUUUCCCUCUCCCCCGCCCACCGUCUCCCCCAUUUAACCCCGCCGCCUCCUCUGCUCAUCUCAUCGCUCCACCAAACCCAAAACCAACAACGCCGGCGAAGCAUCCAGUCCCAGACCCCGCCGCUCCGAUGGCCCGCACGAAGCAGACGGCGCGCAAGUCCACCGGCGGCAAGGCUCCGCGGAAGCAGCUGGCGACCAAGGCGGUGCGGAAGUCGGCCCCGGCCACCGGCGGCGUGAAGAAGCCCCACCGCUUCCGCCCGGGGACCGUCGCGCUGCGCGAGAUCCGCAAGUACCAGAAGAGCACGGAGCUGCUCAUCCGCAAGCUCCCCUUCCAGCGCCUCGUCCGGGAGAUCGCGCUGGACUUCAAGACGGACCUCCGCUUCCAGAGCUCCGCCGUGUCGGCGCUGCAGGAGGCCACCGAGGCGUACCUCGUCGGUCUAUUCGAGGACACCAACCUCUGCGCCAUCCAUGCUGAAAUCUGAGAUGGGCUCUAGGCC